GCCGUGCUCCCGCGGCCCCGCCACUUUAUCCACACCCGGGCGGCCCCCACCGCCCCCGCCGACGCGCGGGCCCCGUCCCCGGCCCCCACCCGUCAUCGUCACGCUCCCGCUCGCGAGCCCGGCGACUAUUUCUGGAAGGACCCUUCUCUCCCCCCAAAGGCCACCCAGAGCUCCCCCCUCUCCGUCUUCCUCAUUCGCGCCGCCCCUCUCUCGAAUCAUUCGCCCCGCCGCGCCGCCCGCCGGCCGCCGAUCCGAUCCGAUUCGACUCGACCAGCGCGCCGCCGUGGCAGGGCCGGGGUUCCGCCGAUCGACCCCCAUGGUGCAGCUCCCGGCCAUGGGGAAGCGCCAGCACCCGGAGGCGGCCGAGCCGCCCUUGGCGUCGCCGGCCGCCGCUGUGAAGAUGGAGGCGGACGAGCUCCGGGACUUCGACUACGGCCCGCUCGGCAAGCGCGCCCGCCCGGCCCAGCCCUCGCCGCCCCCGCCCCCGCCCCCGCACCAGGACAUGUAUCACAAUGUACUUGAUGAACCUAGCCCAUUGGGUCUUCGGCUGAAAAAAAGUCCAUCUCUGUUGGAUCUCAUUCAGAUGAGGCUUUCUCAAGCAAAUUCCGAUGCAGGACAGUCCUCUACGGACAAUGCUGAGCCUUCCAAGAAGAAAGACCUUAAAUCUGGUACAUCAUCAGCUGGUGAACGGUUGAAAGCAUCAAACUUUCCUGCAAGUGUAUUGAAAAUAGGCAAAUGGGAGUACACAUCCAAAUAUGAAGGUGAUUUGGUAGCAAAAUGUUACUUCGCGAAGCAUAAACUUGUAUGGGAAGUUCUGGAAGGUGGUCUCAAGAGUAAAAUUGAAAUUCAGUGGUCAGAUAUAACUGCUUUGAAGGUAACUUUGCCUGAAAUUGGAGAUGGAUCCUUGGAUGUGAUGCUGGCUCGACCACCUCUCUUUUUCAAAGAGACGGAUCCUCAACCAAGAAAGCAUACAUUGUGGCAGGCUACUUCAGAUUUCACUUGUGGCCAAGCAAGUAUGAACAGGUAAAUGAUUAUUCAGUGUUUUGCAUUAUGUACUGAGAGUGAAGCUUCAUGCAA
Triticum urartu is the source of this 1077-nucleotide messenger RNA. Lineage: Eukaryota; Viridiplantae; Streptophyta; Magnoliopsida; Poales; Poaceae. The record is from RefSeq and is a predicted model, not a curated record.